AUGCGGCGUUUCUCUAAUGCAUAUUUUAUCCCACAAGCCGCCGUUACGCCAAGUCCUCCGACUUUCUGGCCGCAAGGCCGCCUGGUUUUCAGCGCGCAACUUCUCCCGUUUCACGCGUGCCGUACUCAAGCAGCAGUGAGCUGCCUGUGUCCUCGUGACAAGGUCGGCUCCCGAUGGAUCGACGUUGUUGCCCACGUGUCCCAGCCCAACUCUGUUGGGCAUGAGCCGAUAUCUCUGAUUUCCUACCCUAGCGCAUCCUCAUCCGAGGUUUCAAGGUGUGGUUUCCAGUUUCCAGUCGCCGUGUUACCCUAA
Plasmopara halstedii is the source of this 312-nucleotide messenger RNA. RefSeq lists its product as uncharacterized. The transcript has a single exon. The record is from RefSeq and is a predicted model, not a curated record. Lineage: Eukaryota; Oomycota; Peronosporomycetes; Peronosporales; Peronosporaceae. Bases 1 to 312 code for a protein of 103 amino acids.